Molecule: messenger RNA, 1842 nt
Organism: Photinus pyralis (common eastern firefly)
Lineage: Eukaryota; Metazoa; Arthropoda; Insecta; Coleoptera; Lampyridae
Exons: 2
Coding region: 434-1363 (309 amino acids)
Biological process (GO): DNA integration; DNA recombination
Molecular function (GO): DNA binding
Source: RefSeq, a predicted model, not a curated record
CAGAUAAUACAUUAGGUUCUGAGUUUUUAUUCGGAUCCGACUUAAAUGAGAAAUUAACCUCUGCAAAGACUCUUGAGAGUAUAUCUAAAGAGUUAAAACUUCCUACCUCAUUUAAAAGCCCUGUUAAAAAACUUACCAAAUUGGGGGGGGCAAAGGGCCAACCAUUACUGCGAUACCAGAAUCAGAAACCACAUUUUCAUUACCCGGCUCGUCAUUCGGGGGAGACAGGGCCGCAGAAGUCUCUACAGGCCCCCAGAAGGUACAACAACAACUAUGCUCCCAAGAAAAGAGACGGAGAGAGGAAGAAGAGGUAUUAAACCAUAGUGAUUCGCAAGAAAACACACCCUUUGUCACAACAGCUUACCCUGGUGGCCGCAGUAUUAUCAGGGAGUCCUACAAAAGAAGAGGAAUACCCAGUGAAGCUAUCGACACAAUGAUCAGCUCACUUAGUGAUUCCACAAUCAUUCAGUAUGAGGUGACCUAUAAAUUAUGGUGGAAUUUCUGCAGAGAUCGAAACAUCUGCCCUUUUAACGUGGAAUCGGAACCAGUUAUUUCUUUUCUACAAAACAUACUGGAUUCUACUAAUAACUUAUUCGGGUCAGUUAACUCUCAUAGAUCAGCCCUCUCCUUAAUUAGUAUGAGUAAUUUAGGAGAUGAUUUAUCUCUUAAACGGUUUUUAAAGGGAGUGUUUAAACUGAGACCUCCCAAACCUAAAUAUAAUUACACUUGGAAUCCUGAAAAGGUCAUAAGGUAUUUUGAUAAAUCCGAUGACAGCAGUUUAACUUUCCUCUCACAUAAACUGGUUGCCCUUCUGACAUUGGUGACGGGUCAUCGAUUACAAACGAUUGCAUUAAUACGAUGCUCUAAUAUCAACAUAACUGAUGAACGUAUUAACAUAUUCAUCCCAGAUUUAAUUAAGACAUCUAAACCGAACAGUUAUCAACCAAACUUAAGAUUACCGUUUUUCAAAGAAAACAAAAAUAUCUGUGUCGCGUCGUGUUUAUUAAGUUACCUGAACCACACGGAAAGUCACAGAAGAAUAACUAACGAUGAUCAUUUAUUUCUAACUUGUUCUAAACCGUUCAAACCAGCAACGAAACAGACGUUAAGCCGAUGGGUCAAGACCACACUUUAUAAAGCCGGUGUGGACACAAAAAUCUUUCAGGCCCAUUCUACAAGACACGCCGCAACAUCAGCAGCACUUAGAGGUGGUGUGUCUCUGGAUGUUAUAAGGCGUACCGCGGGAUGGACUCAGUCAUCUCAAACUUUCGCAAAAUUUUACAACCGGCCCUUGAUGGAAAACAAUAACUUUGCAGAAUGCAUUUUAAGUCAAGGAACAAUCAGUAUUAACUCUCAGUUAUAGACUUUAAUACCUUAAGAUUCAGGUCAAAUUUCACUUACCUGCAAAAUAGUUUUUAUAAGUUUAGUAAAUACUUACCACAGGGAAAAAAUCUGUUACUUAAGUAUGCGUAUAUAGGUUUCUUGUAGAAUACUUUUUUGGUUGUUCAAAAACUAGUUUUCUUUUCUUACUUUUGGUGCUUUAGUAUGCCUUUCUUGCUGUUAUAAAUGUUAUUAUGUAUAAACAAUAUAGAGCGAGUGUUUUACGUCCACAUUCUUUAAACAUCUACAGUGUUCUUAAUUAUGUAAUAUUGAGGACUGGACUUGAAAUAUAAUUUAUCGAUCAAAAGAACUUACCUGAAGUUCGAUCGUAAUUAUAUGAAAGUCCAGUCCGAAAAUAUUACAACCCACCCCUCCUCUCCCGUAUGAACGUAAAACAAAUUGUCUUUAAAAUAAUGAGGAUAAAUCGCGCCGGUAGGUGUGGGUACAUGAAUAACGGGAAUA